Closterium sp. NIES-65 is the source of this 2100-nucleotide messenger RNA. NCBI's taxonomy places the organism in Eukaryota, Viridiplantae, Streptophyta, Zygnematophyceae, Desmidiales, Closteriaceae. The record is from the annotation of a GenBank genome assembly.
AUGCCGCGAUUUAAUCGACGGGAACAGCUGCCGCUCCACAUCAAGCGCGCCAUUUGCGCGCACCACCUCGAACACCCCGUCCUGCGCCAUGUCGACCUAGCUCGAUGGUGUUUCUCCCAGUACGGGUUGCGCCCGGAUCGCUCUACGAUCGGCCGCAUCCUAAAAACCGCCGAGCGAUGGGAUGUGACGUCCGACGGCACCAACCCGGUGCGCCGUCGGGCAGGCGCCUGGCCAGAGCUGGAGCAGGCCAUGGGGCGGUGGAUAGCAAACGCAGGACCCGCCGGUGUGCCCCUCACACUCCAAACCAUCCGCGACCAUGUCGCGGCGAUGGCCAGGAACAUGGGCAUUCCGCCCACCUUCCGAUGCUCGAUCGGCUGGGUGCGCCGUGCAUUGCGGCGCCAGGGCGUGAGAUGCCGUGCGGCACAGGGCGAGGCCGCCAGCGCAGAUAUGGCGGCCGUGCGCGACGCCCGUGAGAAGAUGCCGCGACUCCUCACGCAGCUCGGCGUCGCCCCGCGGGACACCUUCAACCUCGACGAGACUGCUCUCUGGCUGUCGGUGCUUCCGCGGCGCACGUACAGCAGCGGCCGCAUACCCGGCCGCAAGGUCUCGAAGGAGCGAUUGACCGUCGCAUUCCUCAUGAAUGCGGACGGUAGCCAUGCAUUCCGGCCGCUUGUGAUAAGCAAGGCGAAGAGGCCGCAUGACUUCCGGCCCGACUAUGACCCUGAGGCGCUAUGCUACUGGCGCCAUAACGCCAAAGGCUGGAUGACCUCGCCUUUAUUCACGCAUUUCAUUACUCAUCUCAACGCGGCGAUGUUUGCCGAGGGUCGCAAAAUAGUGGUGCUGCUGGACAACGCGAGCAGCCACAUGCUGCGCGCCGUAGAUGCAUGGAGCGAGAUCGUGUGCGGCGUCAGGACCACGUGCAUGAGCCACGUGCGGCUUGUCUUCCUGCCGCCCAAUACCACGGCAUUCACUCAGCCGCUUGACCAGGGCAUAAUCGCCACCGCGAAGGCCCGCUACCGCCAGCAUUGGCUGCGGGCCUUCUCGGGUUUAUGGAACGCCGACGGAGCGACUUCCGCGGUCGCUCGAUUCCGGCCGAAUCUGCGAGAUGUGCUCGAGUGGCUGUCGGAGUCGUGGACCUCCGUCGGCGCGCGCACCAUUCAACGAUGUUGGUGGCGCACGGGGUGUCUUCCCCUCUCGUGGUCACUGGAGCUGCCGCACGUGCAUGACGACGAGCCCAUCCCCGCAGCUUAUCCCGACAUCGAACUCGACGAUGACAUCGAUGAUGUCGGGACGCUUAUUAACACGCUCGACCUCGGGAAUGCGGCAAUGACGGCGGCGGAAUACGUCGCCAUCGACGACGCGGAGCCCACGUGUGCGGAAGGCACGGCACACCCGCCCGUGACAGAGGAGGAGAUGCGCUCGGAGGUGGAGCUCUGGCAGGCGCCGACGACCAUGCAGGCCGUUUACGACGACGCCGACCCCGUGUGCCGUGAAGCGCGCCGCACUGCUCGUGCGGCGUGCGAGAUGCUCAUCGGCUACGCCCGGGCCACCCGCAUCACUCCGCGCGAUCUGUGCGCUCUUUUCGACAUCCGCAAUCCAAUCAUAAUCGCGCGGAUGGAGCGGGCGAGCCCGGGAUUCAAUCUCAACGUGGCGCCGCAGCCCGUACCCUCCCGCGGCGCAACCCCCACUCCCGAGACACCUCGUCCGCGGGGCCGUGUGCUGCCCGACUGGAUGACCCGCCAGUCCCGCCGUCAGCAGCUGCUUGAUGCCGGGGUGGGCGCCGUGAUGGACGGCUAUGUGGAUGCAGCGGAAUGGAUGCGUCUUCGGUCGGCGCGGCGUCUGCCCCCAGCGGGAGACGCCGCACUAGCAAGGGCAAGAAGGGGAAGGGCGCGGGUGGAGCUGGCGGGGGCGGUGGAGGUGGCAGUGGAGGCGGCGGAGGGAGUGGGGGUGGCGGUGGGAGUGGUGACGGGAGUGGUGGUGGUAGCGGCGCCAGUGGCGGCGGAGGUGGUGGCAGCGGAGGCGGUGGGAGCGGAGGCGGUGGAGGUGGCGGCGGUGGAGGCGCUGGUGGCGGAGGAGGUGGAGCUGGUGUGUCCCAGGUAG